This is a messenger RNA of Microtus oregoni (creeping vole), 3496 nucleotides long. It is a transcript of the gene Ppp6c, whose product is annotated as protein phosphatase 6 catalytic subunit. Gene Ontology annotation, biological process: G1/S transition of mitotic cell cycle; peptidyl-serine dephosphorylation. Lineage: Eukaryota; Metazoa; Chordata; Mammalia; Rodentia; Cricetidae. Gene Ontology annotation, molecular function: protein serine/threonine phosphatase activity. The transcript is spliced from 7 exons. The record is from RefSeq and is a predicted model, not a curated record. Gene Ontology annotation, cellular component: cytoplasm. Bases 162 to 1079 code for a protein of 305 amino acids.
GUCGAGGUGCGGAAGAGGAGCGAGUCAGGUUUUGAGGACGCUGCGCAGACGCCACUCACGGGUCGGACGUGACGUAAGGAUUGUUCCGGCUUCGGCCUCCGCCGCUGCCUCCGGUACUUCAGCUGCCGCCGCUGCCUUCGCCGUGGCUCGUUCUUCCUAAAAUGGCGCCGCUAGAUCUGGACAAGUAUGUGGAGAUUGCGCGGCAGUGCAAGUACCUUCCCGAGAACGACCUGAAGCGACUGUGUGACUAUGUUUGCGAUCUGCUCUUGGAAGAGUCGAAUGUUCAGCCAGUGUCAACACCAGUAACAGUGUGUGGGGACAUACAUGGACAGUUCUAUGAUCUUUGUGAACUGUUCCGAACUGGAGGUCAGGUUCCUGACACAAACUAUAUAUUUAUGGGUGAUUUUGUAGACAGAGGUUACUAUAGCUUGGAGACCUUCACUUAUCUUCUUGCACUAAAGGCUAAAUGGCCUGAUCGUAUUACACUUUUAAGAGGAAAUCAUGAGAGUAGACAGAUAACACAGGUGUAUGGAUUUUAUGAUGAGUGCCAAACAAAAUAUGGAAAUGCUAAUGCUUGGAGAUACUGUACCAAAGUUUUUGACAUGCUCACAGUAGCAGCUUUAAUAGAUGAGCAAAUUUUGUGUGUUCAUGGCGGCUUAUCUCCUGAUAUCAAAACACUGGAUCAAAUUCGAACCAUUGAACGAAAUCAGGAAAUUCCUCACAAAGGAGCAUUUUGUGACCUGGUGUGGUCAGAUCCUGAAGAUGUAGACACUUGGGCAAUCAGUCCCAGAGGAGCAGGUUGGCUUUUUGGAGCAAAAGUCACAAAUGAGUUUGUUCAUAUCAACAACUUAAAACUCAUCUGCAGAGCACAUCAGCUUGUACAUGAAGGCUAUAAGUUUAUGUUUGACGAGAAGCUGGUCACAGUGUGGUCUGCUCCUAACUACUGCUAUCGCUGUGGAAACAUCGCUUCCAUCAUGGUCUUCAAAGAUGUCAAUACGAGAGAACCAAAGUUAUUCCGGGCAGUUCCAGAUUCAGAGCGUGUUAUUCCUCCCAGAACCACGACGCCGUAUUUCCUCUGAGGCCAUUGCCAUCCUGCUGGCCCACUUUAUACCCUCUUUUACCCCAACUUUCUUGUACCCUCUACAAUAUACUUAUUAUUGAGCACUUUGCUGCUGAAAUGCUGCCUCUUGCCUUUUUUUUUUUAAAUUAUCUAAAUUUAUUAUUUGUUAUGGUGUCGAUAGCAAUGUUUUUCUAUCAGUUUUGUCACUCAUCCCAUCCCCACCUUGGACUUGUUUGAGAAAACUUGAGAAAUGUCUUAAUACUCACAUUGCUGCAUGUAGCUCUUGCUUAUUUACUGUUCUGGGGAAACAGGAAGCAUUUCCUUUUUUAAAAAGCCCAUUGACAAUUACAUGGAAAUCCUCAUUUGUAUCAGCCAGCCUUCUGCUUUUGUUUGGUAGGGUUAAGAAAUUUCAGCAGCAAAGUUGUCCAGUGGGCAGGAUGGACUGCAGAUGCCUGAGUCAUGUCCCCUUGUCGCAGCUGUAAACUUCACUGUCCAUUGUUGGAUGAUGAUUUGAUGUUUCAAAAGGGUAUAAAAUAAAUUGGUCUAAAGGGCUGCCCUCCUUGUUGUGUUUUUAAAUUUUAGUUAAAAACUGCUACAGCUUAUAACUUUGUACAUUAAGAUAAUUGUACUGAUCUUUUUUCAGAUUUCUUGUAUUUUUUAAUAAAGUAAUCUUAAAACCCAGAUAGGUUAAGUGUUAGAAAUUUUAAACAACUUUCAUUGUUAGCUAAAGGUUACUUUUCUUUUUCUUUUCUCUUUCCUUGUUUUCCUGAGAGUUUUUGACCCUUUGGUUAUUGAAUCUAAAAUUUCAGUUGAAAUUCAAUAUUUAUUUUUUUUAAAUACCACUAAAUUGUGCCUAAAGAACAUAACUGCCAUAGUAACACUUUGAUUUCUAUCCUCUAUAGUAAUAGGAAACAUUUAAUAGUUGUAGCGCUGAUGUGUAGAUUUGAUGCCAAUUGAGUAGAAUGUGUUCAAUCCAGUUUACACUCUCCUGAGUGUCAUCAAGUAAAUGAGUACUUUUCAGUAGCAAGCAUUCUCUCGCUGUAACCUUUGACCUUAACUUUUACAAAGUAUUCAGUUUUUAACAGCAACUUUAAAGGCUGAAAUAUCAGAACCCUUGUGUUUGUGAACUGUAAUCUGAAGCAGAUUAUUUAAAGUAUGGGGAAAAAAACAGGCGGUUUGCUUGUGAAGGUCUGUUAUGCCAUAUUUCAGCUUUGUGUGUGUAAUUUGACUAUAUAAAGGGUUGUGAUGAUCAGUUCUUGAUAUGUAAUUGUCCACUUAAUAAGGACAAGUAUAUCAUUAUCUCUUAUGACUGUUGUCAUAGAUGACUUUAGGAUGUACCAUCUUGUGAAAUUUUUGGUAUCCCUUUAUAGUGAUAAUUAUUUUUUGUCAUCCCAGGAAUUCCAUGUGAAGCAAUUGAUUAAAGCACUUUAGCAUCUGUUCAGGUAGUUUUAAAAAACAACUUUUCCCCUCCAGGAUAAGAACUUCCAGGUUACCUAAAAAUGCAAUAAAAAUCUUAAUAGUCUAAGCUUCUUGGCAAAUACUAUUUCAUCAGGGUUUCUUUUACUAAUGAGCACAAUAUUUUUUUGAUUUUAUUUGUCCCUAAUCACCCAGCCCCUUGUACAGUUUUUAAUUGUGUAGUCUAUGAAAGAAGUGACUGAGACAUUUGCUGCACACACUUGAACUAAUGGUGGGUCAGUAGCUUUGUGUUACUUUCCUAACCCCAGUGUAAUUCAGGUGGAAAGGUAUUUUUAUCUCACAGGAAUAUGUAGCUAUGUAUUUUAUUAAUUGUGAAACACUGGAAUUAAUGGUGCAGACAACUUGAUGUGGUUUUUGAACAACUCUCUGCAGUAUUUUCUUGUUUGUGUUAUCAUAAGUUGUAUUUAAGUGCUUGCCCUCCACUGCUUUUAAGUUGUACCAGUAAAAUCAGUAACUCAGUCCACUCUUUCUGCUUCACACUCCUUAGCUUAGGUUGGUGUGGUUGUUUUUAUUCUCCUUUAAUGUGACUUAUUUUCAAGUCACGGUGUACUGCUUUUGUUUGUCACUAGCUGGGCAUGUGCCAAUAAUAUUCUUCCAUCCCUUAACUGCCAUCUCUGUUUUGCCUGACUUUUCUUCAACUGAACAGUGGCUUUGAGGCAUGGAAAAAGUAGUUUUUCUAUUAGACUUGUGAAGGAAAGAAAGAGUGAAUGUAUUGGACCUUGCAAGCCUGAAAAAGAAUAAUUGGAUCCCUCUACUAAACAAGGGCUAUGUAUUUAUUAUUCAGAGUAAUCAUGUGAUGAGAGACACUUGCAAGCCAGAGAUCUGAAGUGGAGGGAAUCUGCUACUCCCUGUGUCUAGGCUGAAUGUAAAAUACCCUAUGUUGUAUCAAUGGGGCUAAGAACUAUUUUUAUUUGACUGUGAUAUACUUGGUUUCUAAUAAAGUGUCCUAGGUUCCAGUGA